AAGAAAUUGAGGCUCUAUUUAUUUCCUUUUUUUUAUGAUUUUUUUAGAAUAAUAUAAUAACAAAUAUCUCUCCAACAUAUAUUUUUAUAUAUUUUUACAUUUUUAAUACAGUUUUUUACAUUUUCAAACACACCCUAAUAAACAAAACAAAGAACAUUAACUAUAAAUAUAUAUACAGCCUUCGAAGCAAGUUCCUGGUUCUGGUAGUAGUAGUAUACAUGUACAGAGGAAAGCGUGUAUAAUUAUCCUAUCUAUACAUUUCAUCCAACCGAAAAGAGGAAAAAAAAAAAACCCAAAAAAAAGAGAAGAUUAAGGAAGUAGGAAGAACACGAAACCGGAAAAGUCCUCUUUCCCUUUCCUCUGCUUUUAAUUGGGACCCCAACAGCUCAAAAACAAGAUCGUCCGGAGGGAUUCUUCAGCUUGUUUGAACUUGUAAUCGCAAGUCGCCGCCGCCUUAUCAAGGGCGCCACCCGCCGACGACGAGAACUUCCUCGCCUGAUGCUGCUGCUUCUGCCUUGUCGACGACGAUGACGUGGCGGCGGAGUCCUUCAAGGUCUUGGUUACCCCGUCUUUCAUAAACUGCGCCGCUCUGUUUCCUGCCUGAAACACCACCCGACUCAUGUACCUCAAACUCAUCAACCGAAUGUUUGAUGGAUUUAUAUGGGAAAACCGGUGUCCACCGGGGGAGGUUUCGCAGUGAAACAACCGGCUGUAGGGAGUGGCUGAAACCGGUGGCUACUUUAUGUGGGUAAACAUUUGGUUCUGUGGGUGCCUGACAACUGCCGGUUGCCUGUUGUUUUGUAUUUAUCCAUUUGGUUCAUUUUUGAAAGGGGAAAAACAAAGGGAAGGGGAUUAUGGACCUAUUCUUUAUCUGAACAUUCUGACUCAAUUGAAUAUUAGGAAGCAAAAAGGAAUAAUUUUAGUCAACCAGAUAUUAUCUUCUGACUAAUUAAAAUCAUUAUUAUCAGAAGCGAGAAAAGGAAGAGUAAAAGAGAGAAUUUAUUUAUAAACCCAAGGGUUUGACAAAAUUGCGGGAUUAUCCAGUAAUCCCCGCUCGCUGAAUGAUCAUAAAUCAAUGGCCUUCAGUUUGGUAGCAUUGUGCAAUUUUUAAGACAUCCAAUUUUGUGAAUUAUACAUUUCAUCAAUGUCAGGUGUCAACAAUUACGAUAUUAUAAAACGUGUUUUGACCCACCGAUCAAAAGUGAGAGCACGUCAUUAUAACCAAUGUCACCAAGCCAGGGAAUGGCUGCUGAAGCUUAUCCCAUGCCAAGGAAGCUUUUGGUACUGGGAGUGUUCUGGAAAGUUAGGAUAAGUAAUCAUUUUGAGAAUAUCCCGACUUGACAAUUUUUUUGAACAAAUGGCAAAAGAAUCUCUUUUAACAUGUGUCCUGUUCUCGGAUUCACACCUGUCUUUAUUUGUAUCUUUUUUGGUCUAUCUAAUUACUACUUAACUUUUCUAAAAAAAUAAAAAUACCGUUUAUACUGUUAAAUGACUGAUUAAAUUACGCUCUUCAAAAGAAAAAAAAAUGAUCAAAACACUGUUACAAAUACAUCGUUUUAGUGAUGAACAGCUAUAACAUGAAGACCAAGUUAUAUGUGUGUGUGUGUUUUUUUUUUAUAUAAAAGGUGUCUUAGAAAAAUAAAUUUAUUAAUUAAAUUAUCAAAAAUUGACGAAACAGACCAAUAAAAACUUUCUGUUAAUGACUCAUGUGAAUUUUGAAAUUAUAUGCACAUUUUAAAAAAAUUACACAUAUUUUUAAAUUCUAUUUACUACUAUAUAAAAAUCGAUUGAAAGUCAUUUUUAAAUAUGUAGUUUGACGUAUUUAUUUAUGUUUACUAAGUAGAGUAGUAAAACAAACUUACUUGGAAAACAUAUUGAAUUCCACUUUAAUUUCGCACAAAUAUAUUGCGCUUGGGAUAACCAUAAACUGAAUCGGAUUUAGAUUCAGGAUCCGAAAAGUAUAUAUAUACAGGUACUCCGUCUCCAGAAAAAACCUUUACCGCCGACCGUUCUAGGCCCUAAAAUAGAGUUUCUCCUUCCCCAACUCAAGAUUCCCUUUCAGAAAAUCCGCUCCUCCCGAUGGCGGUCGUUGAUUCGUCGCCGGUUUUCACGUCGGCAGCACCUGCCAAACUUGAGCCCAGCGAAAAAUCCUUGCAAUACGAAGAAGGGGUUAUCCAGAAUCGGUACUUAUUGAAACAAUGGUGGAGCAAUCUAAUUGCAUUAUCCGAUGCUCCGUUCGUGGAACGCCAAGGUAUUUACGAGAAUGCUCUAACCUACCUGCCGGGGAGCUAUAAACUUUGGCACGCCUACCUCCGGGAACGCCUCGAAACGGUUCGGAACCUUCCGAUUACUCACUCCAGGUACGAAUCUCUGGAUAAAUCUUUCAAACAAGCCCUUUCUACAAUGCAUAAAUAUCCUCGAAUUUGGAUUCUGUACUUGGAUUUUUUAAUUGAGCGGAAAUUCGUUACAGCCACUCGUAGGACUUUUGACCGAGCACUCUGUGCAUUGCCGGUUACUCAGCACGAACAAAUUUGGAGUCGUUAUUUGAAGUUUGUUAACCAAAACGGCAUUCCCAUUGAGACUUCCCUUAGGGUCUAUCGUAGGUACCUCCGAUUUGACCCUAGUCAUGUUGAAAACUUUAUUGAAUUUUUGAAGCAUUCUGAGCGUUGGCAGGAGGCUGCUGAGAGGUUGGCUAGGCUUUUGAAUGAUGAUCAAUUUUUUUCCAUCAAGGGAAAGACUAAACAUCAGUUGUGGUUGGAGUUGUGUGAUUUGUUGACUCAACACUCGGCUGAAGUUUCGGGGUUGAAUGUGGAUGCCAUCAUUAGAGGUGGGAUUAGGAAGGUCAGAGAUGAGGUUGGGAGGUUGUGGGCAUCUUUGGCAGAAUAUUAUGUGCGGAGGGGAAUGUUCGAAAAGGCUAGAGAUAUUUUUGAGGAAGGGAUGGCCAGCGUGGUGACUGUUAGGGAUUUCAGUGUGAUUUUUGAUGCGUACUCACAGUUUGAGGAGACUGCAAUUUCUACCAUCUUGGAAGAUACAAGUGAGAACGAAGAUGUUGAGGGUGAGGCAAACAGAGACGAGGAAGAAGAUCCAUUCAAUGUGGACAAGUUGAUCGAGGAUUGUAAGACAUUUUGGUUAGGGGACGAUGUCACUCUGAAAGAUGUGGAUUUGAGGUUGGAACGAUUGGAAAACUUGCUGAAACGGAGGCCAAAAUUGGCGAAUAGUGUACAGCUCAGACAGAACCCGCACAAUGUAGAGCAAUGGCAUAGAAGGGUUAAACUGUUCAAUGGCAAACCCUGGAAACAAAUACAGAUUAUCAAACAUGCUAUAAAUACAAUCGACCCCAUGAAAGCUGUGGGAAAGCUGCAUACUUUGUGGGUGGCCUUAGCGAAGCAUUACGAAAGCCUAGGUAAAACUGAUGAUGCCAGGUUAACUUUUGACAAGGCUGUGCAGGUUAACUAUAAGGCAAUGGAUGAUUUGGCUAGUGUUUGGUGUGAAUGGGUAGAGAUGGAGGUCAGGCACAAAAAUUUUAAGAAAGCAUUGGACUUGAUGAGUCGUGCUAUUGCAAAGCCAUCAGUGGAGGUCAAACGAAGAGUGGCAGCCGAUGGCAAUGAACCAGUGCAGAUGAAGAUUCACAAAUCUUUAAGACUUUGGUCACUUUAUGCUUACUUGGAGAAAAGCCUGGGAAAUCUGGAAUCCACUCUGUCAGUUUAUGAUAGUAUAUUGGAUCUCAGGAUAGCAACACCUGAAAUCAUUAUAAAUUAUGCUGCACUUUUAGAGGACCAUAAGAGGUUUGAGGAUGCUUUCAGAGUGUAUGAGAGGGGGGUGAAUAUUUUUAGAUAUCCGCAUGCAAAGGAUAUCUGGGUAACUUACCUAACUAAAUUUGUUGAAAGGUACAGGGGUUCAAAACUACACAGGGCACGGGAUUUAUUUGAGUGCGCUGUUAAAGUGGCUCCUGCAGAGGUUGUCAAGCCGCUAUACAUGCAAUAUGCCAAGUUUGAAGAAGACUUUGGCUUGGCCAAACGAGCGAUGAUGGUGUAUGAUCAAGCGGCAAAGGCCGUUCCUGCUGCAGAGAAAUUAAGCAUCUAUGAAAUUUACAUCGCUCGUGCAGCUGAGAUUUUUGGUGUUCCAAGAACAAGAGAAAUAUAUGAACAGGCAAUUGAGUCUGGUCUCCCAGACAAGGAUGCGAAGAUAAUGUGCUUGAAGUAUGCUGAACUUGAGAAAAGCUUGGGAGAAAUUGAUCGUGCCCGUGCUUUAUACGAACACUCAUCUCAGUUUGCGGACCCAAGAUCUUUUCAUGACUUCUGGUUGAAAUGGCAAGAGUUUGAAGUGCAGCAUGGUAAUGAAGACAAAUUUCGGGAAAUGCUUCGUGUUAAAAGGAGUGUUUCUGCGAGAUACAGCCAGAUGCAUCUUAUUGAUCCGGAGCACUUGAUUGCGCAAAAGGAUGUCCCAGGUGCUGUCUUUGGUGGUCUUGUGCGCAAACGAGAAGAGACUGAUGUAGAAGAGGUUCUUGUGGGUGCCCUUGCAAGACUCAAAAGGAGUCGCGGUGAUUGGUGAGGGUUGAACGUCCAGAUACAUUCCUGUCCUUUGGCUGUUAAUUCUUCCUCAUCUUCUUGGAAUUAUUCAGAGUAAGAGUACUUGGAUGACAGUAGUUGUUUACUUGCUAAUUUUGUGUAUUCUGACUAAUGUCUCUUACCACUAUCCAAGUCGCAGCCUCUUGUGAUUGUUGAUUGCAAGUCAUAAUUGUUGGUUUAAUUUGUCGGCUUUUCUGUAGUUUUGGUUAUUAGCGUUUUACUUCUUUUUUAGCACAGGUGACAAUACUUUCUCAUAUGGUCUUUUGUAUUCUCCUUUGUUUGAAUUUGAUGUGCUUAUAAACUAAGUAUACAGCGAUUGGGAGAUUCUUCCUUUCAACCACCCAAUUCAGGUUGAAAAAUGGCUCAACCCACCAGAAUGAUUGAAUUUAGAGUUCUACACGUCUCUGUUAAUUGCAGUGUUCUCUUCUUUUUUUUUUCCUUUUCUUUUGUUCAAUCAAAGUUUAUUUUGCUGUUUUCUUGCAUUACGUUUGCCAUCAAAAGAGUUCGUGUAAGGAAAUCAUAUUUCUGUGACUCAAAUUGUACAUUGGCGGUUGCAAAGGAUGGCCCACUGAGUAAAAUUUUUGUUAAACUUGCGUUUUAUAUAGGUUUAUGCUCUUUUGUUCUCAAAGUUUAGCUAAUCCUUUUUGGUAUUGUGCUUAUUUUUUGUUUCGCUAGAUUCAGUUGUUGUAAUAAGGGGACGUACGGGAAUGGGCUUAAUCAUGGCCUCCUGGGGACAACUUAUGAUAGUUUUUGUUGAGCUACCUUAUCUUCAAUGCUAGAGCAGUAGAGCUCCAUGGUAAGGGAUACUGUGUACUCUUAUUUGGGGG
Oldenlandia corymbosa var. corymbosa is the source of this 5395-nucleotide messenger RNA. NCBI's taxonomy places the organism in Eukaryota, Viridiplantae, Streptophyta, Magnoliopsida, Gentianales, Rubiaceae. The record is from the annotation of a GenBank genome assembly.